UGUAUGGCGAUUUUGUAACACAAUGGCGGAAGAGCAGUUGGAAUGGGUCUUCGAUUCUUUAGUAGAAUUUUUGAGAGGACCUAUAUGGAAUAUUCCGGUUUUAACAUUUAUCGAACAGAAAUCCGUUGUGUUUGAGCCCGGAGCUGAGAAUGAAGAAGAGUUUAAGAAAAUUCACGAGGCCUACAAAAAUUUGGUGGAUUUUAUGCUGGGAAGUUACAUGGAAGAUCUUCGAAUAACACCAGAAGAGUUCGAGAAGUCAUGUUCUGUUGCAACCAAAAGAGCGAUGAACCAGUUCCAUCAGAGUUUGUUUCAACAAGUAUGGGCUGCAGACGAUUUUGAAAUUUUCAAACGAAUGAUGACUCAAAAGAAUUUAGAGUUACAGUUACAGGCUCUAGAGUUUUUGACUCAAAAGAGAGGAUCUAUACCUAACUGUAUGGAACCAACACCACAAAUGAAGGAAGAUGAAUCACAGAUUGAAGAAGUCAUAAAAAAGGCCAUAAAUGAAGCCCAGGAUGGAGAUGAAACAAUGCGGAAGAAUGACAUGGCUCCAGCAGAUAUCGCUUUACACGAGAAGAUGAAAACUGAAGCAAAAAAGGAAAAAGAACUUCUCGAACAGGCUAUCAAGCACGCUGUCAGGGACAAAGAAGAAACGAAUGAUUCUCAUUCUCCAACUGAAGACAAAGCAGUGGAGCCAUCUCCGCAAGUAUCUCCAGUCGAAACGGAAGAUGGCGCUACUAUCGAGGAAAAAUUCGAAGCAGUUUCUGUUGUAGAGAAUUCUCCUGUGGAGCAAGAACCAGUAGAACAGACCAUCGAAUCUUCCAGUGACGCAACUGAUGAAAUUGUAGGAAAUAGGGACGAAGGAAUAGCACAUGCCGCAAAAGAUGAUUCUCUGGCAGGAGAUGUAAAAGUAUCUACUAAUGAGCUUCCACCUUUGAAGCUUCCCAAUGAAAGGCCUUGGUCAGAGGGAGAUUCGAACCCAUACGUGCAGCCUCAGGUAGAGAUUACACCACUGGAACUGGAGAAGCGGCAAAAUUAUUUGCGCCAACAGAGAGACAGAAUCCUCGCCAUGAAGAAACAAGAACGCGCCAGAAGACUCUCCAAUGCCGAUGAAGUUAUUACUCAAACAAGACCAAAAUCUGCUCGCGCUGCAAGGCAAAUUUUGAAAGAAGAAACAACAGAAGUGGAUCCCCAAACAUUAGCCUUUAGGAAAAGUUUAGCAGCUAAACUCAGAAGCGAAGUAAUUGAUAAUGCCAGCUCGUAACAUGGUUUAACCAUCAAGGAAGUGGAUACCUUCUUCACUGCUUCGUUAUGACAUAUUUCAACAUCUUUUGAAGAUAGUUUAACAUCCCUUGUAAAAUUUACACUGUACAAAAAUUAAGUUUGUUUUCUUUUAAGCAAAUAUUUUGUUCCAUGUUGAGGAAAUAAUUUUAUUUUUUGGAGUAAAUGGUAAUGGUUUAAUUGGUAAUGGUUAACUUUAUAAUUUAUCGGGGAGUGAUUUUCUCAGGUAUCUGACUGAGAGAAAAUGGGUGAUUUUGACGAAAAUUUGAAUUUUUUUAAUAUCCAUAUUCAAAUUUAUUUCAUUAGUUUUUCAAAACCCUUUAAAUUUUGAUUUCCGAUUUAUAGAAAUUAAGUUAUAGUAGUUUCUUCGUGAGCUGUCAGACAAAACCGAAAGAAAACUCUCGAAAAUGAAACUAAAAUGUUUUUUGUUAUGUUUUGAGUACAUAAUUUAACCUUUAAUGUUAAAAAAUCAUGCAUAUAAUAUACAGGGUUAUUCAUAAUUCCCUCCGGGGUUUCGAAGCGUUUUAGUAAAAAAACGAAGACGAAUAUGGCAAAAAAGAGCAUAUGAAAUUAUUCCGAAAGUAUUCAAGUUUUAAUUUAAGCAGUUGCCGGUAGAUGGCAGUAACAUGUUCCACUGAAGCCUGUUGUAGUAAACAUAAGGUUGUAGUAAACAGAGGGAAUUAUGAAUAACGCUGUAUAUUUCGUCCAUUUCGAAGCAAUCUAUUGAGUUAUAAGUUAUCAAAAAUUAAAAUUUUUAGUUUUAAAUAUAUCGCUGCUGGUUGUUAAAGGUUGCUUUAAUUUAAAACUUUUCUACCGAAACUUUAUUAUUUGCGUUUUAAACGGUAAAAGCUGAAAAUUUCAAAAUUGGAAUUAACGUUGUUUUGUUAUAAAAUUCCAAAGUUAACUCUGGAUUUUACAAAUAUUUUGAAAAACAACACUUUGUUUGCUAAUUUGAACUUUAACAAAAAACACUUUUGAAAUUUAUUAUUAUUUUUAAAACGUUAUUUUUUCAAAAUAUUUGUAAUCUUUGAUUUAACGAAAUUAUUAGUCCUAUACGGUAUUUAAACUCUAUGUACUAUAUUAUAUACACAGAAAUUUUAUUGAACUUAAUUUUUUUUUUGUAAUUACAUAGUUUAAAUCUUUUUUUAAAAUAUUAUAAAACAGCCUAGUAUUAUUAGAUUUAGGAUAAUAAUUAAGUUAAAAAUAGCAUCAAAAUUAACACUCAGUUUUCUCUAUAGGACAGCAAGAAACAAAAUAAUUCCGUACAUUUCUAGUUAAGAAUCAUGAAUAAGCGUGUCAAAAAUCUGAAAUAGUUCUAAGAAAAAGUAAAGUUAAAUUGUUUUCGAAACUAAGUGUUCAUAUCAAAGGAUGAUUUAUUAUGAUGUUAAGUUUUUUUUUAAAAAAAAAGUGUCUUAGGCUUAAAAUUUCAGAGGAAAUUCUGUUUAGUUUUAAGACCUUUUAAAAUACCGCACGAAAAAUAGACUAAUUAAUCAUUUUGAUUAAAAUAUCGACUAAAUAAAAGCAUAGACUAAAUGAAAACAUAGACUAAUUAUUCAUUUAGAGCUGUGUAACUGUCAUUAUUUAACGCUGCAAGAUGGCUUACAAUGAUAAAAGACGAAGGAAUCUCUUAUAAAGUCUUGUGUUUCAUUCAUUGGUUAUAAUAAAAAUCAUUUAAAAAAUGUACAAGGAAUAUCGUAAUGUCUUCCCUUAACAAAAUUUUUUAGAACUUUCAUUAAGAAUGACGUCAAAGAAUCAUAUAAAUGAGGAGGAGUCUCAAAUUGAUAUUUCAAUGAGAAAAAAAGUCUAACUCAUCACUACUGAGGAAAGCGAGUCAGAAAAAAUAAAUCUUGCUUUAUUGCUGACUAUUAGAUACAAAUUGAAAUUUCAUCCAGCAACCAAAUUGGGUUUUUACGUUCUUCAUCAAAAUUUCAUAAUUUAAUUACGCAGUUUUUCUUAUUUCAUAGGUUGAACAUUAAUUUAAGACCCAUAUCUUAAAGUGUAUAUUCUUGUUGAUCUUAAAAAUGGUUUAUAUAAAUAUUUAUUAAGGCCGGCCAAUACGAAGCAACUUGUAUAAGAAUGAAGUUUUUCGUUUUUUCUUUAGCAGAUGAAACCAGAAAAAAGAAAUUAAAUAUUUCAAAAAUUUUUUUUCUCAUUAAUUAUCCUAUUAUAUGAAACAAUUUUUCACA
Molecule: messenger RNA, 3464 nt
Organism: Parasteatoda tepidariorum (common house spider)
Lineage: Eukaryota; Metazoa; Arthropoda; Arachnida; Araneae; Theridiidae
Product: cilia- and flagella-associated protein 36
Cellular component (GO): ciliary base; axoneme
Source: RefSeq, a predicted model, not a curated record